This is a messenger RNA of Heterostelium album PN500, 918 nucleotides long. Its product is annotated as dTDP-4-dehydrorhamnose reductase family protein. NCBI's taxonomy places the organism in Eukaryota, Evosea, Eumycetozoa, Acytosteliales, Acytosteliaceae. The transcript is spliced from 4 exons. Gene Ontology annotation, biological process: S-adenosylmethionine biosynthetic process. Gene Ontology annotation, molecular function: methionine adenosyltransferase regulator activity. Bases 1 to 918 code for a protein of 305 amino acids. Gene Ontology annotation, cellular component: methionine adenosyltransferase complex. The record is from RefSeq and is a predicted model, not a curated record.
AUGACAGAUAAAAUUAGAGUAUUAGUUACAGGUAGCAGUGGAUUGUUAGGAAGAGCUUUCAUGAGAACAUUCGCUGGUUGUGCCGACAAGUUCAACGUGUUGGGUUUGGCAUUUUCAAGAUAUGAAAAGUAUAAGAAUCAAUUCCCUUUGGAGCAUGUAGAUAUCAACGACCGUGUUCAAUUGACAGACAUUGUAAACCGAUUCAAACCAGAUGUAAUUAUACAUUCCGCUGCUGAGAGAAGACCUGAUAUCUGUGAAAACGAUAAAGAUAGAGUAAUUCAACUUAAUGUUAAAUCAACAGAAUUUAUUAAUGAAUUGGCUAUGAAUGUUGGUGCUUAUCUUGUUUUGAUUUCAUCGGACUAUGUUUUCGAUGGUGAGAAUGCACCCUACAAGACAGACGCUCAAACUAAUCCACUUUCAUUCUACGGUGAGACAAAGAGAGCAUCCGAAGUUGUUUGUUUAAAGAAUCCAAGAAAUAUAAUUCUUAGAGUACCUGUAUUAUAUGGACAAGUUGAAACACUAUCAGAGAGCGCUGUAACCGUAGUCGCAGAACAGAUCAAAAAGAAUGCAAACGUUGAAAUCGAUAAUUGGCAAUUAAGAUACCCGACAUUGGUAGAUGAUGUUGCUAAAUGUACAUUAAUGUUAAUUUGUAAAAAGAAAGAGAAUGGUGAUUCAAUUUCGGGAAUCUAUCACUUUACCGAUAAUCAAAAGCUUACUAAAUAUGAAAUGGCCGUUGUAAUGGCAAAGGUUUUAGGUAUCGAUGCCUCGCAGAUCAAGCCUGGAAACAGUAAGCCUUCUGGUGCACCAAGACCUUAUAACGCUCAGUUAGACACCACGGCAACAUCCCAACUCAUCGGUGUUUUGCCAUCGACAAAUUUCGAGACUGCUAUCACCUCAAUCCUUAACAACACACCAUAA